AUCAUCAAUGGAUCGCAGACAUUACGGUGUGUUUGCGUGCGUGCGUGUGUGUGUGUGUGUGUGUGUGUGUUUCAGUCAGUGAUCAUGCCGGUGUUUAAUGCGUCUGAUUGGCUGGACGAGUGUCUGCAAGCGAUAUUGGAGCAGGAUUUCCAGGGUCGUAUGGAGCUGUGUGUGUUUGACGACGGCAGUACGGACGGCUCCAGGGAGCUGGUGGAGAGAUGGAGACCGAAGUUCGAGGACAGAGGCAUUUCAGUGCUGAUAUCUGGACACAAAUCCUCCAGCCCACGCGGAGUGGGAUAUGCCAAAAACCAGGCUGUGAGUCAGAGCUCGGGACGAUUCCUCUGCUUUCAGGAUGCGGAUGAUGUGAUGAAGCCUCAGCGAGUCCGACUACAGCAAGAAGCUGCUGCAGCAAACCCAACGGCGAUUGUGGGCUGUAAAGUGUGUCGUGUUCCUGAAGGCUCCACUGAACGCUACACCAGGUGGAUCAACUCACUGAGUGCAGAACAGCUCCUCACACAGGUCUACACGUCUCAUGGGCCGACCGUCAUCAUGCCGUCCUGGUUCUGCUCGCGCAGCUGGUUUGAGAAAGUGGGUCAGUUUCACGAGGGAGGCAAGGGCGUUCCUGAAGAUCUGCUCUUCUUCUAUCAGAGUCUUCGUCUCGGGGGUCUCGUGCUGAGGGUGGAUGAGUGUCUGCUGGUGUAUCGCUAUCAUGAACACGCAGCGACACACUCCGUGCUGGAACAGACCAUCUGGGAUCUGCGUGUGGACUUCCUGCAGGAGCGAGUGCUCAGCCAAUGGGAUUCCUUCACCAUCUGGAAUGCUGGAAAACAGGGGAGGAAACUCUACCGCAGCCUGAGGCCAGACAACCAGAGCAAGGUGAAAGCCUUCUGUGACGUGGACGAGAACAAAAUUAAGAAGGGCUUUUACACCUAUGAGGAGUCAAAGGAGCGGCCAAAGCCGAAGAUUCCUGUCCUUCACUUCAGAAACGCCUCGCCACCAUUUAUUGUGUGUGUCAAACUGGACAUGACAGAUGGAGUUCUGGAGGGAAAUCUUCAUUCUCUGCAGCUCACAGAGGGAGUCCAUUACUACCAUUUCAACUGACGACAGUGUGUGUAUGUGUGAGAGAGAGAGAGAGUGUGUGCAUGCGACUGUGUGUAGGUGACAGAGUGUGUAUGUGAGAUAGCAUGUGUUUGAGGGAGACAGUCAACAAGAAUGAGAGCUCAGGUACCUCAUAUGAACUCAACAGCGUCUUCCUGAAAUGCAGAGAAUGCCAAACCUUCUGUCAGAGUCUGGGAAACAGCAAGAAGAGUGUGUGUGUGUGCGGGUGCGUGCGUGCGUGCGUGCGUGUGUGUGUUUUCGGAUACUAAAGAUCUGGGAAAAGCUUCAGACUGUAUUUCCCAGAGUCCUCAGCUUGAGAAACAUCUCACAUCCCUCUCGCACCUAGAUUCAAACACUCACACACUCACACACACACACACACACACACACACACACUGUUUGCAUUCCUGCUGCAGCGUGUCGCUGCAUUUCUCCGUCAUUCCUGAGUGACGUCAUUCUCAAAAUAAAGCUCUUUCCCGCA
This is a messenger RNA of Danio rerio (zebrafish), 1579 nucleotides long. It is a transcript of the gene qtgal, whose product is annotated as queuosine-tRNA galactosyltransferase. NCBI's taxonomy places the organism in Eukaryota, Metazoa, Chordata, Actinopteri, Cypriniformes, Danionidae. Gene Ontology annotation, cellular component: cytoplasm. The record is from RefSeq and is marked validated. Gene Ontology annotation, molecular function: catalytic activity.